Molecule: messenger RNA, 5778 nt
Organism: Xyrauchen texanus (razorback sucker)
Lineage: Eukaryota; Metazoa; Chordata; Actinopteri; Cypriniformes; Catostomidae
Gene: tmcc1a
Product: transmembrane and coiled-coil domain family 1a
Exons: 5
Coding region: 373-1827 (484 amino acids)
Cellular component (GO): endomembrane system
Source: RefSeq, a predicted model, not a curated record
GACUUCUUUCUCACACAAACUAAAAGUUCACGCUGAGCUUUUGGGGUUUUUAUUCUGCAACAUUCCCUGUGUGAAUCCAGAACACUUGCUUCUUCAAAAGUGAUGUUUCCAUUAUAGCUCUCUGAAGCUAAACACUUCCUUUGAAUGUAAGAGGAAAUAUGGAUGCGUGCUGAAAUUUUCUUCUUCGUCUUAAUUUCAAGAACAUCUCUCCAGCAUUAAUGGACACUACAUCACUUUUUCUUGUUUGAAAGUUGCAAUGGAACCAAACGAAUAUUCUGGAUGCUCCGAUGAAAUUCUGGACAGCACACUUGAGUGAAGCGCUGUUAGAGUUGUAUUUGUGAUUGAGUCCCUCUGCUUUGACUUGUUCACUCAAUGAUUUCUCCAAUGGACGUCAUUCUCAACUUGAUAACACCAGAAUCCUCUCCAUCCACUUCCCCAACCAACACCAUUGAGAGGCUGGAGGGCAGUCUCACGCUGGCUGCGUCAUAUGGGGGUGAUGGGUCAUUGGCGGGGGCAGAGGAUGCCAAUCUGGACCCCCAGCGCACACGGCAGGCGAUUGCACAACUGCAGCAGAAAAUUCUGAAACUCACGGAGCAGCUGCGUAUCGAGCAGGCAGCCCGAGAUGAGAAUGUGGCCGAGUACCUCAAACUGGCCAGCAAUGCCAACGACAAACAGCAGAGCACCCGGAUCAAACAGGUCUUUGAAAAAAAGAACCAGAAGUCGGCAGCGAGCAUCGCGCAGCUGCAACGCAAGCUAGAGCACUACCACCGGCGCCUGCGUGAGGUGGAGCACAGUGGUGUACAGAGGCAGCCCAAAGACGUGCUGCGGGACGUGCAGCAGGGCUUGCGAGACGUGGGUACCAGAGUAAUAACUGGCCUCAGUGAAGGAGUGGUCGACAGCGUCAAAGGCGGACUGUCGAGUUUUUCUCACGCCACGCACUCUGCCGCCGGCGCAGUUGCCUCCAAACCUCGUGAGAUUGCCUCGUUGAUUCGCAACAAGUUUGGAAGCACUGACAACAUCAACGCUUUGAAGGAUUCUGUGGAGGACGGGGAAGAAUGUCUAGCCAGUGGAGGGCGCUCUCUGGGGUCGGCUGUCGGUCACCUGCAGUCCAGUCCGAAGUUUGGGAGUGACGAGGAUUGUUCAAGUGCAACUUCUGGAUCGGCAGGAGCCAACAGCGUGACUGGGGCCCCCGGGGGCCCGCCCAGCUUGAGGGGGAACAUGCUGGAGAGGGGCCGCAGCGACAGCUUAGACAUUCUGUUGCAGGAAGUGCAGGACUUGCACGAUGCACAGGCACGGCUAGAAGAGACAGUGGAAAAUCUGAAGAGCAAUUAUCUUAAAGAGUGCACGAUGAUGAUGCAAGCGCUGCAGGAGGAGAGGUUUAGGUGUGAGCGUUUAGAAGAACAACUGAAUGAUCUGACUGAACUCCAUCAGAAUGAGAUCUUGAACCUAAAGCAAGAACUGGCCAGCAUGGAGGAGAAGAUUGCAUAUCAGUCCAACGAGAGGGCCCGUGACUUACAGGAGGCUCUGGAGGCGUGUCAGACGCGCAUCUCUAAGAUGGAGCUUCAGCAGCAGCAGCUCGUGCAGUUGGAGGGUUUGGAGAACGCCACAGCGCGAACGCUACUCGGCAAACUCAUCAACGUGCUGCUGGCGCUUAUGGCCGUCCUGCUCGUCUUUGUGUCAACCAUCGCCAACUGCGUCAUCCCGCUGAUGAAGACGCGAAGCCGCUCCGUCUCCUCGCUGCUCCUCUUCCUCCUCUUCGCUGUCCUCUGGAGGAACUGGGACACUUUCUCAGGACACACCUACCGCAUGCUGCACCCACCGACAUGACCAGCCAAUGGAGCUUCAGCUGCCGUUUGAUUGGACGGGGUAUUAGCCAAUUCCCUCCUAGUUCAAUAGGAUGGCAUGGAACAAAAAAAGUAGUCGAACUGCUGUUUUGAAACAUUUUGCACAUGUUUACAACUUUGAAUGCCUUCAGUGCAUUGAUUUUACUAUGAAGUUUAAUUAGUUAUAUUAAUAUUAUUGGUUUUUCUAAUGUUAUUGUUUUUUUUUAAGGAUGAUUUUAGAUCAAUGUAGCAUUAAAUGAAUUGUUCACACAAAAAUGAACAUUUUGUCAUUAUUUAUUCACCUUCAUGAUGUUCCAAACCUUGGUUUCUUCGAAUCACAAAAGGAGAAUUUUUGAAGAAUCUGUACACAGAUCUUUUCCAUAUGUCAGUCAAGCUCCAAAACCACCAUAAAAGGAUAAAAGUAAUGCUACAUUCCAAGACUUCUGAAGACAUACGAACACUGUGUGAGGAACGAACUGAAAUUUAAGUCGUUAUUCACUGUUAUAUCGCAGGUCUGUUGAAUGCUUGAUUCUGAUUGGUUGGACGUUCUAAGGUGUGCAAUUAUUUUUCUUAACGGUUGCAUAUCACUUCGCCAAAUUAUUUCAGUUAUUUCAAAGAGCUGUACAGGCUACUACAAUAAAAUAACCUGUUAAAACAAAGACAUCAGAUAAGAAUGAUAAAUAAUAUUUAUAAAAUCCUACAUUUAUUGAAUUUCAGAUGAAAAGUGCCCUUGCACUCCCUCUUUUUCGCUCGCACCACACCCACAUUUAACACGCAUUACCUUGUUUCUUCAAUAAGUGCUUAAAAGCAGCGAAAGCUUCUGUUACUAGUUCUAAAGUGACGUUUUCAAACUAGCAAUGAAGACUUGAGCUGUAACAGAGCAAGAUGCUGAAUCCGUGGCAGAAGAAAGUAGUUCACUCAUAAGAGUGUUUUAGGGAUGAAAAUCAGGAAAUGUCUUUAGAUAAAACCCUGAACGAUGUCUUAAAGUGUGGUAACCGUGGGAUAAGUGGAAUAAUUGACUCCAGCCCGUUGAAUUAUUGAAAAAUAAUGCACACCUGAGGUGCAACAGUCACUCCGCGGCGUAUCAUGACUGCAUUACCACCUCGGGUGUGCGUUAUUUUUCUAUAAUUCAAUGGCCUGUCGUCAGUUAUUCCUUGCAUAACCUUCCCCUCCGCUGAUGCUCGCAAAUAUCAUUCACGUUCAGACUUUCAUGUCAUUGCUUUUUGCAUGUGUCUGAACUAGGGCUGUCAACUGAUUUAAAAUGAUUUAAAUAAUGACAUGAUGUGCUGAUUAAUAAUUGCAAUUAAUUAUAUAUAUCACAAUUUACUAAAAGUCCACAAAUAAAGAUGAAAAUAUAAUUAAGAUAUUUCAAAUACAGGACUUUAAACGUCAACCCUCCACUCUUUUAAUUGCUGGUCAAUGUACUCGUGUGUCAGAUGAGCGCCUGACCGUUUUCAUCGUCUCUAUUUAUAAUCGCUGUGUCAAGUUAAACAUAGUUUGAAAAGUUGAAAACACAUCUGGAGGCUCCUGCAUUCUGUUGUUAUCGCUCCAGCUGUCUUUGAGUGAAAGAGCGGGUCAUCUGUUGAAGUCUGUGGUUUGAAGAGUCGUGUUGUGUUGACUGAUUCACAUAAACAUCAAGGCGGUACAUCAAACUUCAGUUUACCUACGAGUUACAUUAUUUUUCAGAUAGGUAAUCUCACUAAAUGUAUGCAUUAAAAUGCCAGCCCUAGUCAUAACUGAUAACCGAUGCACCAGAUUGAAUAUGUGGGAUGGAGAAUGAGAUUUGAGAAACAACGAUAAAUUUGGGUCGGUUCCUCCCACAGAGUAUAUAAUGACAUAAAUGUAAUUUUUGGGUGAAACGUUUCUUUAGACUGUGCAGGACCUGUUCAGUGGUCUCAUUGAAAUGAUUCUGAAUGUCAAUGUUUCCUCCCUGUUAUGUACGAUUUGAGCUAAGAUUGGCCUUUAACGGGGUGUACGCACUUUCAGCAGUGUUAUCCCACUCAGUCCUCACUGUAUUCACGGCAGUGGAGUGUGAAGGAAGAGCUUCUCUAUGGGAAGACACAUGCUUCCUUGAUAUAAUGGACUGAUGGACAUACCAGUGGAGAUCUAACUUCUGGGAACUUUCUGCUUCCUGUAGUGUUUUUGUUAUUUUAAAGUCUUUGUAGCAGCACUGUUUUAAAUGAAGUAUUAAUUUCUAGAAUAUUGUGUCUCCUUAUUGGAGGAGCCUGUUUACCUUGUGACAUCAGAGACAUGCAAUAAUGACAGUAGCUAUUAAUGCUUUUGAUAUAAUGUCAAAAACAAUAGUAUAAUCCAUCCAUCGUCAACCGCUUAUCCUGUGUACAGGGUCGCGGGGGGCUGGAGCCUAUCCCAGCUCAAUAGUAUAAUAUGAGUGAAAAAUACUUUUGAUGAUAUUAUGUAUUCAUUUAAAUGCUAUGUCUAAUUUAGCAAUGUAUUGAUAAUGUUACCUUUAAUUGGGACUGUUGUCAUUAAUGAUCAGAUGUUUUCGCAUGUGUAUGUAUGAUAUAAGCUCUUUGUAUUCUACACAACUUGACCAAAUCUACUAAUACAUGAUGAUGAUGACGACUCAUAAUAGGUUUUGACUAACAAAUUCUGCCAUAAAUUGGUAGCACUGUUGUCAAACCAGUAACAUGUAUGUACAAUAACCUUAAUAAUUCAGUAAUGUAAUAAUAGAAUUAAUAGAAAUGUGUUGUUUAUUUCUGAGACAUCAGGCCCCACAGACCCUCCCUGUUUUACCCCGCCUCUGUGUGUGUGUGUGGGUGACCAUAUUCUGGAUUUCCAAAAAGAGGACACCUUUUUUUCGAGGGAGGGGGCAUUGGGGUGGAAUAAUAGGGUUCAAAACAGUGUUACAAUUAAUGCAAUCUUUAAUACAGUGAAAAAGACACUCUAUUAGCACAACAUAAAAACAUUCUUUCGAAUGUCCAUGUACUAAAAUAAAAUAUUUGAUGAGUGUACCUUCAUUUACUAAUUCUAUUAUUUUGAAUGGUUAUGGAAAAUAAUGUGAUGACAAUUUUACCAGGUCUUAAAAAGUAGUCGUCAAGUGAUGAACUUUCACCUUUUGCUGACCUUUUUAUGCUGCAGAGCUAAUAGUGCUUCUAAAUCACGUGCACAUUUAUUAAAACUGACACAUAUGUGCCAGCUUUACAUGUCAUACAUUCUGCUUCCCACGGAUCUCGACCUGGACAAAAGCAUGGGAAUUUUUUGUUCAAAUCUGUACAUUUGCAUUUUCGUUAAGGCAUUGUUCCACUAAGCUGUUAUUUUCUGCUACUGUCAAGCAACUGUUUGAAGCCGAACACAACAGCGGAGAGAUUGACAGGCAGGAAUUUGGCCAAUAGUUGCUACAAGUCUCUUCUAAUUGACCAAUUCGUGUGCGAGAAGGCGGGACUUACAAAGAGGCGUUAAAGUAAUGCAAAUAUGCGCACGCGCACACAAUGAAGUAUUAGACCAGAUGCACAUCGUAAUGCAACUAAAGCCGAAUCCCGGACAUUUUCGCAAAUGUAUAACUACCGGCAGGAUUUUUAAGCUAAAAAAAAGAGGGCAUAUGGUCACCCUAGUGUGUGUGUGUGUGUGUGUGUGUGUGUGUGUGCGUGCAAGUUUUAAACCACUGUAGUGCUUUACAACAUAAUUUACUUUGACAACUUCAUCUUUAAAAAUUCGUAAUAAAGAUAAUGUUUGAUUAGAGUUUGAGAGACUUUCGACUUUCGUGUGUACGAAUUCAACCAUCACGCUACUUACGUAAACUUCAUACACAUUAUUUAUGAGGGGAAAAACAUUGUAACCCUCGUGUUUUGUGUAGGAUCUUAAAGACCCUAAGACCAUUUUAAGAGCUCAAAAGCAAAUUUAAUAUUUAAGUAUCAGAUUGAUAGUUUUUUUUUAAAAGACUUUUCUUAGUCUUAUGAGAAAAGAAUAUGUUAAAACAUGUUAACACGCUUCUAAC